GCUCCGGUCUCUCGUACGAAGAAGCCAGGAAGCUGGCCCUCCUUCCAACAGAGCAGCCUGCUCAAUCGAACCAAGUUGCCGUCAAGCGACAGCGGUCGGACGACUUGGUGUCACCAAACACCAGUACUAAGUGUCCACAGCCUAAAAAACUGCGGAACGGCACUGGUUUGGGGUCAUCGGGUUCGAAGCCGCUCCCGAAGGCCACAUAUAGGGACAUGGUGGGAGCUAUAAGCCUUGCGGUUACUUCUGCUACCCACCCCAGCUCCCUACUCACAACGGACCAGCUUCAGGCUGUCCGGACCUCCAUCCUCGAUCACAUUGCGGACCAGGAAAAUCCAACCACCAAGCCCAAGUUUAACGGUUGCCAUCUAAAAAAUGGCUUCCUGCAACUUGCCUGUGCCGACAACGACACAGUGCAGUGGUUGGAAAGGGAGGUACCUUCUCUCGUACCAUGGGAGGGAGCACAACUUCGUGUAUACCACAUGAAGGAUCUGCCGAAGGCCAGACGGUAUGUCGGUUACUUCGCGGACAGUGCGAACUCUCCGGACGAGAAGAUUCUUCGUUCACUCCAGAAUCAGAACGACCAUCUCUCUACCAAAAUGUGGCGAGUCUGUAACCGCAAAUUGGUAAAGACCUUGGUCGAACUAGUUCUGGAUAUUGACGAAGAAUCGGCCAAACUCGUUGAGAGUAGAAAUUAUGAACUGCACUACGGUUUCGGCAAAGCACGCAUCCGAAAGGUAAGCGGAAGGCCGAACGUCACAGGCGGGAAAGACUCCGUCGCAAUGUCAGGGAAGGUACGUGCGGGUAACUCCUCCGGGAGUACUCUGCCACCACCCAGGCAAAACGAUCCUGCGAAUGGGCUAAAGGUUCGCGUGGGAAACUCCUCCGGGAGUGCCCCACAACCACCCAAACGCAACCCUGCGAUUGGGAAGGUACGCGCAGGAUGCUCCCCCGUGAGUGCCCUGUCACCACCCAAAAAACGCAACCCCGCGGCUGCUCGGACGGUUCCGCCGAAGACUCGCAAGAGUGUGAAGCAUCAACCACCGAAAAGUCGCACCCCCCGGAGUCAAAAACCGCCACAGUGUGCGCGACGACCUUCUGUUGCCAAUCGACUGCUGCAACCGAAGCCGAACAGUGAGGAAGAGCAACUUCCAUCAACCAGCCAAACCGCUGUUGGCAGCCGUCAGCCAAUACCAGGAUCAUCUUCCGAUCCGGACAAAGACGGCAACUUCACUGCAAAGUGAGCAGCCUUCGCUGCGUGCAAGCGAAUCUCCAUCACGCAAAAGGCGCCUCGGGUGUUCUUUGCAGGAGAUUCGCCAAAGAGCAGCUAGCGGCUGCUUUCAUCCAGGAGCCGUGGAUCAACGAAUCCAAAGUUCUCGGACUUAACGCUCCUAACGAAUUUAUCCAACGCGACGUCGUUGCCGUCACGGUUGAAGUACCGACAACCAGAGGAAAGCAGGAA
Molecule: messenger RNA, 1462 nt
Organism: Wyeomyia smithii (pitcher-plant mosquito)
Lineage: Eukaryota; Metazoa; Arthropoda; Insecta; Diptera; Culicidae
Exons: 2
Coding region: 216-1244 (342 amino acids)
Source: RefSeq, a predicted model, not a curated record